AUUCUGUUUGUCAGUAAUUAACCACGAGACCCAACAUAAACCCCAAACCACUAUCCUUUCUCCUCUUACAUCCAAAUUGAAUAUUCAGCCACCUUCCAGAUUUCCAACAUUCUCAUAAUAAUAAUCUCUGGUCUUUCUGAGUAACGCUCGGACUUGAGAAGAUCUCUGGUAAGUUCUACCAGAGAAGAGAUUUGCAUUUGGAAUGAUUUAAUCCAGGGCUUCAACAUCAACGACGUUCUGCACAAAAUCCACAGAGAUGUAUUCUGUUCUCCGCUCGACUACUUUACAUCACUUUCGGUUUCUUCGCGUAACAGGGGCACAAACGCCCAGAGGGUUGACGCCCAUCAGAUGUCACGAGCUCAGGGACCCAAUUCCGCCUGCACUGCUAACGUUCAAGGAUCCUCGAGCGUUCCAGUCUAAGAGCUUUUGGGAACUUAUACGAGCACUUGGGGUUUUUAAACUCUGCUCCUACCCUGUGCUGGUCAAUAACUGUGACAAGCUUAUGUCCCUCACGCGGGCCGUCCUGGGCAAAAGAGUAUUCGCCGCGGUCCUUCGGCCGUUUGUGUACGCUCAGUUUGUUGCCGGGGAAACAGAGAGUGAGAUCGCAGCAUCCAUGGAGAAGAUGAACUCUCUAGGACUACGUCCAAUGUUGGCUGUUCCCAUUGAAGAGGAUUUAGGAGAAAGCUCUGGAGAGAAGAGGUAUGAUGACAACUUGGCAGCCAUGUUGGAGUGUGUGCGCAUGUCUCAUAGCAAUGCCUGGAGCAAAGAUCCCAUGAUGCAGCUGAAAAUAACAGCCUUGAUCAACCCCGAGCUUUGUGUUAAGUUGACGUCCUUGCUGAAGAAGCACCAUUAUGAUCUUGACCUCGUGGUUAAAGCUAUGGACGGAGAGUUUAUUACAUUUCCUGGACUGAGUGAAACUGAAAACACACAUGUUCUACUUGGACUCAACAGACUAAACCGAAUCGGAGAGGCAAGUGUUAACAAAGUCAGGGUGCUAGUGGAUGCCGAGUACACGUUCAUGAAUCCUGCGCUCUCGCUCGUCACUAUGGCCAUGAUGAAGAAGUUCAAUCGGGACAGCGCCUGGAUCUGGAACACUUACCAGUGCUACCUGAAGGAGUCCAGAGACCUCGUUUUUGAUGCUAUCCGUGUGUCUGUGGACCAGUCUUUCUGCCUCGGGGUUAAACUUGUCCGAGGUGCAUACAUGGACAAGGAGAGGAAGCUGGCGAUCAAGGAAGGACGAGAUGACCCGAUUCACCAGUCCUGGGAGCACACAAAUGACAGCUAUAACGGGUCUCUGGAAGUGAUGCUUAACCUGAUUUCACAGCAGCCUGACCGCUACAAGAUCAUCGUUGCCACUCAUAAUGAAGAAUCCGUCAGAAAGGCAGUGACAUGGAUGACCGAGUUAGGGAUUGCUCGAGAAGGGGGUUCGGUGUGUUUUGGUCAGCUUCUGGGGAUGUGCGAUCAUGUAUCCCUCACUCUGGCUCAGCAGGGUUUCCCUGUGUACAAGUCGGUGCCUUACGGCUCAGUGGAAGACACCUUGCCGUAUCUGGUCCGGCGGGCUCAGGAGAACCGCACCGUGCUGCAGGGGAUCCGCAAAGAGAGAGAUCUGCUGAGGCAAGAGCUACGUCGUAGACUCCGGGAGAAGAUCACUGGAGCCAAGUAAAGAGAGGGAGAAAGAGCAAAAACAACAAAUCAGAGAAGGGUUUGAGGUAUGAAUGUGGUAGGAAUCUGACAAAAAAAAAAGCGACUAUGGCAUUCUUUUGGAAAAUUAAUGGGAAUUUAGUUAAACUGCUAGUUUUUGCUAGCUGACUUGAAUUGAAGUAAAAGUACAGAGCAAUUGGUACAAAAAAAGAAGAGAAAACGUGAUUUUAUGUUAAGUGUUUUUAAUAAACAACCAAGAGGUAUGGUUUGUUAAAUGUAACAAGACUACUGUAGUAUGUAUAACUCUCGACGUGGUGUUUUCCUACAAACCUCUACUUAAAGUGUGCCUCGGUUUAUUGUCCGCUCGUAUUUCAUCAGCUUGUAGGCUUCUGAAUGUUGUUUUUCCUCAAAGAUUUGUUUAUCUAGCCUUCCAGUGUUUCUCCAAUCCACUGCAUGACCAAAUGGAGAGAAAGAAGAGAGGAGGGCUGUGCAGUCAUUAUCACCUGCUCUUUAAUGACUUUCAGCAACACAGCCAGUUCACUCUCAUUCAAAACCUGUUCCUGAGCAAAUGGGCUUGCACUCUUUUCUUCUGCAGGAUGACAAAUAUACUGAUGAGAAAAGAAAAAAGUGCAACAAUUCAAAGUUUCAAAGUUAUAUCAUAGUGUAAAUAAAACCAAAUAAAAAUUUGCGCAACAAGAAAUCUGUGACAAACGUGAACAUCUACGAGUGCCAUCCACAGUUUUUUCAGGACCUUGUGUGAGUGUCCGUCAAAACCAGUUGAAUCCCUAGGGGUCGAGAACCGACUCUCUUUCUGAAGGAGCUAAAGGAGUGGCGGAUCGCACAGACGGUUUCAACAUAUGCAUCUCCUUAUAUAGUCUAUGGGUCUUCAUCGAUGCUCCAGGGCCGGAUCUAUGGGGUACCUUUAAUCCUUGUAUGCAAAAUGACACUGUCUGAAGUGUUCCAAUUCAUUCACCUCACUUCUCAUGACUUAUGAAGUCUUAUAGAAGGUACAAAAGAAUGUUUAGCCCUCAAAAUCUGGUGAAUUAAAGGAUUGUUUAUGAAAUAUUCCUCUAAUCUGUUAAACUGCCAUGUCUUAAUAUCUGUAACAAAUCAAAGUCUUUCUUUAAAAAAAUACAAAAUCUAGAAUGGGGUUCAAAAAUUUAGUAAGAACUUGUCAGGGUCAGAGUCAAUCUGGAGUCUAUCCUGGAACACUAGGUGUGAGGUGGGAUGCCAAUCCAUUGCAAGGCACUAAUUGCACAAACACUCACACACUUUUUAACACCUAAGGGGCAAUGUUUGUGUUUGUUGGAGGACUCGGAGGAAACAUGGAAUGCCCUGAAGCUGUGAAUUGGCCAGACUACAUGCUGCUUGACACAUUUUACUUGAAUAGAUGAUUUUGGUGGAGAAAUAGCGGAGUUCAUAUGUUUAACAUGAAUUAAAGGUUGUACGUAAUGCUAAUUUGAAUAUAAACUGAAGAAUGUCUCAGUGUUUUCUGUGUGCAUGAAAAUGUUUAGAAGUAAAAUAAAAAUGAGUUAAUUGUG
Tachysurus fulvidraco (yellow catfish) is the source of this 3182-nucleotide messenger RNA. It is a transcript of the gene prodh2, whose product is annotated as proline dehydrogenase 2. The record is from RefSeq and is a predicted model, not a curated record. Bases 257 to 1663 code for a protein of 468 amino acids. Gene Ontology annotation, cellular component: mitochondrion. NCBI's taxonomy places the organism in Eukaryota, Metazoa, Chordata, Actinopteri, Siluriformes, Bagridae. The transcript is spliced from 11 exons. Gene Ontology annotation, molecular function: FAD binding; proline dehydrogenase activity.